Messenger RNA from Neoarius graeffei (lesser salmon catfish), 1659 nucleotides. It is a transcript of the gene rag2, whose product is annotated as recombination activating gene 2. The transcript has 2 exons. Gene Ontology annotation, molecular function: sequence-specific DNA binding; protein binding. The record is from RefSeq and is a predicted model, not a curated record. Lineage: Eukaryota; Metazoa; Chordata; Actinopteri; Siluriformes; Ariidae. Gene Ontology annotation, cellular component: nucleus; DNA recombinase complex. Bases 10 to 1659 code for a protein of 549 amino acids. Gene Ontology annotation, biological process: V(D)J recombination.
ACAUAUCACAUGUUGGUGGAUUCUGGCUGUCAUCAGACCUCAAAGCAUGCUCUCUGCAGAAAAAUGUCUUUGCAGCACCUGACUGCCAUAAACUGUGCAAGUCUUCUGCAGCCCGGUUGCUCCUUAUUGCAUCUAGAAGGUGAUGCUUAUCUUUUCGGUCAGAAAGGAUGGCCCAAACGUUCCUGCCCUACAGGCAUGUUUGGUGUACGCAUUAAACAUGGGGAGUUAAAAUUGCGUGCCAUCACAUUCUCCAACAAUUCUUGCUAUCUCCCACCUCUGCGUUACCCAGGAAUUGCUCAUGUAGAGCCUCACAGUGAAAACCCUGAGUGUUACCUCAUUCAUGGAGGCCGAACACCCAACAACGAGCUGUCCUCAAGCCUUUACGUACUUAGUGUUGACAGUCGUGGAAGUAAUAAGAAGGUCACACUGAGAUGCCAGGAGAAAGAGUUGGUCGGUGAGCUUCCAGAAGCACGAUAUGGCCACACCCUUAGUGUAGUCCAUAACAGAGGGAAAACUGCUUGUGUUCUGUUUGGUGGCAGAUCCUACAUGCCUUCUGCUGAGAGAACCACAGAGAAUUGGAACUGCAUGGUGGACUGUCCACCCCAGAUUUACCUCAUUGAUCUGGAGUUUGGCUGCUGUUCAGCACACACCCUCCGAGAGCUCACUGAUGGCCAGUCGUUCCACCUGGCACUGGCACGAGAGAACUGUGUCUACUUCUUGGGCGGCCAUAUUGCCUCGACUGACUGUCGACCACCUCGUCUGUUCAGACUGCGUGUAGAGCUUCUUUUAGGCAGUCCAUUACUCUCCUGUGAGAUCCUUAAUGAUGGUAUCUCCAUCACAAGUGCCAUUGUAACUCCCAUAGGCCCUGCUCAUGAAUACAUUAUUCUUGGUGGUUACCAGUCAGAUUCCCAGAAGAGAAUGCUGUGCACCUACGUUACACUAGAUGAUGUUGGAAUACGGAUGGAGCCCAGAGAGCCUCCUGAGUGGAGCAGUGAGAUCAGCCAAAGCCGCACCUGGUUUGGUGGAAGCCUAGAAAAGGGGAGUGCAUUAAUUGUUAUACCAUCAGGGACAAAUCCCACACCUACAGAUGCAUAUUACUUGUACCAGUUAAGCUUCCAGCAAGCCGGAGAUGGAGAGGAUCCAACCCAGACAUGCAGCCAAGAGUCCACUGAUUUUGAGGAUUCAGCACCUCUAGAAGAUUCAGAAGAACUGUAUUUUGGGCGUGAACCCCAUGAAAUGGAGUACAGCAGUGAUGGAGAGGGAGACACCUACAAUGAGGAAGAUGAAGAGGAUGAAUCUCAGACUGGUUACUGGAUCAAGUGCUGUUUCACAUGUCAGGUAGACAUCAACACCUGGGAGCCUUUCUACUCUACUGAGCUCACCAGACCAGCCAUGAUCUUCUGUUCCAGAGGCGAAGGUGGACACUGGGUCCAUGCUCAGUGUAUGGAGCUCUCAGAGAGUCUAUUAUUACGCCUCUCUCAGGAUAACAGCAAGUACUACUGCCUGGACCAUGGUGGCCUUGCCAGGCAGGAAAUGACUCCCCCAUGCAAGAUAAUGUCUCUGAAGAGAGUCCCAAUGAAGACAAUGCACCGCAAAGCCCCCAUAACCCUGAAAAUGACUCCAGUUAAGAAGAGCUUCUUUAGAAGACUGUUUGACUGA